Marchantia polymorpha subsp. ruderalis is the source of this 3529-nucleotide messenger RNA. The record is from the annotation of a GenBank genome assembly. Lineage: Eukaryota; Viridiplantae; Streptophyta; Marchantiopsida; Marchantiales; Marchantiaceae.
UGGCGUACGAUCAUUAGAGCGAGCGUCGACAAGGUUUUGUUUAUGUCCCCCAUGGAAAUUGCUCGGACGUCGAGAGAUCGACGAGAAACCGAGCACUAGAAUCUCACGAAGAGCUCGUGCAAUUGUGGGUGCAAAUCGAGGGGAUGGUGUCUCUUCGAGCGACAUGCUCCCUCGUGAGACCCUCUCCGGUUCUAAAUGCUUCACCUCCGAGUAGAAUUUGCAAUUGUGCUGCUUCUGCAUUCUCCUUAUCGCCUUCUUACUCAUCGCACAUUUUUCAAAGAAAAUGGCGAUGGUCACUCGGUCGGAGUCGCCAACCAUGUGCAUUGGCCCAACUCCACGCUCUCACGUCUCCUGCUCUAUCAUUGAGGCCAUCUUACUCACAAAGGCUUCAGCAGUUUUCAACCGAGGGCAGGUUUUUAGCGGGUAGUGAGAAGGGUUUAAGGUUUAUCGGGACUGAUGGAAGUGCACGGAAUGCCAGAAUUGCAGCUGCAUCUUCUUCUUCUCCUAGUUCCGUGGCAACGUCUAACGAGUCAACAGGACUUAAAGAGUUGCCUAAAACUUUUGAAUUCUCCUCCGAAGAACGACUUUAUAAUUGGUGGGAGUCCCACGGGUACUUCAGACCUGAUUCUAAUCAGGAUGGUGAACCAUUCGUCAUGUCGAUGCCUCCUCCUAACGUGACUGGCGCUUUACACAUGGGACACGCCAUGUUUGUAACUCUUCAGGAUAUCAUGACUCGACAUUAUCGGAUGCGAGGAAGACCUACUCUCUGGCUGCCAGGCACUGAUCAUGCAGGUAUUGCAACUCAGCUGGUUGUGGAGAAGUUGCUUGCUUCUGAAGGAGUGAAGAGGGCUGAUCUCGGUCGAGAAGAAUUUGAGAAGAGAGUGUGGGAGUGGAAACGCACAUAUGGAGGCCGAAUCACCAAUCAGUUGAGGAGACUUGGUGCGUCCUGUGAUUGGGAGCGAGAACGAUUCACUCUGGAUGAGAAACUGAGCAGUGCUGUCGUCGAGGCAUUUGUUCGUUUGCACGAGAAAGGCCUUAUCUAUCGCGGUAGUUAUAUGGUCAACUGGUCUCCGAAUCUCCAGACAGCCGUGUCUGAUUUGGAAGUGGAGUAUAGCGAGGAACCAGGAACUCUUUACUUUUUCAAAUACCCAGUAGCCGGUGGAAAUGCAGAAGAUUACUUGCCUGUUGCAACGACGAGACCGGAAACAGUGCUAGGAGACACAGCUGUUGCUGUCCAUCCCUUGGAUCAACGCUAUGCUAAAUUUGUGGGAAAGAUGGCUGUUGUGCCAAUGAGUGGUGGAAGAGAGAUUCCGAUCAUAGCUGAUGAGUACGUGGACAGAGAAUUUGGGACCGGCGCAUUGAAGAUAACCCCUGGACAUGAUCCAAAUGAUUACGCAAUAGGCCAAAAAACAGGCUUACCAAUCAUCAACAUUAUGAAUAAGGAUGGAACUUUGAAUGAGAAUGCGGGAAAGUACAGUGGUCUUGAUCGUUUUGUAGCUCGUAAGCAGCUGUGGGCUGAUUUGGAGAGCAUAGGACUAACGAUAAAAAAGGAAGCUCACACUCAGCGCGUUCCUCGCUCCCAAAGGGGUGGUGAGGUUGUUGAACCACUUGUUAGCAAGCAGUGGUUUGUGACUACGGGACCUUUAGCUGAAAAGGCACUUCAUGUCUUAGAAUCUGGGGAGCUUCGCAUAAUUCCUGACAGAUUCGAGAAGAUAUACGUUCAGUGGCUUACCAAUAUUAAAGACUGGUGUGUAAGCCGACAGCUCUGGUGGGGACACCGGAUUCCAGUUUGGUAUGUGCGGGGAAUAGACGGAGCUGAAGAAAAGUAUUUUGUAGCUUAUAGCGAAGAUGACGCUUAUAUAAAAGCUCGGGCUGUUUACGGGGAUGUUGUGAAACUCGAGCAGGAUCCAGAUGUGCUGGAUACAUGGUUUUCAAGUGGACUUUGGCCUUUCAGCACAUUAGGGUGGCCGAACACAGAAGCUGAAGAUUUCCAACGUUUUUACCCCACAGCCGUUUUGGAAACUGGACACGACAUAUUGUUCUUCUGGGUUGCUAGGAUGGUUAUGAUGGGGCUUGAAUUUACAGGAAAGUCGCCUUUCUCCACUGUAUAUCUUCACGGCCUUGUACGAGAUGCCCAGGGCAGGAAGAUGUCGAAAUCCUUAGGGAACGUAAUUGAUCCUCUUGACACCAUCUCAGAGUAUGGAACGGAUGCCUUGCGCUUCACCUUAGCCACUGGCACAACUCCUGGACAGGAUGUGAAUCUUUCUAUGGAAAGACUGAAUGCCAACAAAGCUUUCACAAACAAGCUUUGGAAUGCGGGAAAGUUCAUUCUUCAAAACCUACCCCCUAUUUCAGACGACGCUGGAUGGAAAGAGCUGUCUAUUGAGAAGGAUUCGUAUAUGUUGGAAGAUCUAGCCUUACCUGAACGAUGGGUGGUAACAAAGCUUCAUAUGCUCAUUGAUGGUGUAACAUCAUGUUACGAGAAGUAUGAUUUUGGAGAAGUUGGACGAGCUAUUUACGAAUUCUUUUGGACUGACUUCGCGGAUUGGUACAUUGAAGUCAGCAAGACUCGUCUGUACAAGAACGAAGAACCAUUAUCUGCUCGUAAGGCACAACAUACUUUGGUUUACGUUUUCACUACUGUUUUGAAGCUCCUACACCCGUACAUGCCUUUUGUUACUGAGGAGCUCUGGCAGGCAAUGCCUCACGAAGGAGAUGCUCUUAUUAUCUCAAAGUGGCCUCAGCGAGGCUUAUCCAAAGAUGAGCAAGCUCUUCAGCAGUUCGGAGACCUGCAAACUCUGAUUCGCUCCAUACGAAACGCUCGAGCUGAAUAUUCUGUAGAGCCAGCUAGGCGAAUUUCAGCCGUCAUAGUUGCAAAUUCGGAGUUUCAGGAGUACCUACUUGAGGAGAAAAAGGUGUUGAUAGCUCUUGCGAAGCUUGAUCCUACCACCUUACAAUUCACGUCGAGCACACCUAGGGAGGCAGACCAGGCAGUACACCUGGUAAUCGCCGAAGGUCUCGAAGCAUAUUUGCCACUUGCAGACAUGGUGGAUAUUGGCAAAGAAGUGGAAAGGCUAAACAAGCAAGCAACAAAGCUACAAGCCGAAUAUGAAUCCAAUAUGAAGAGGCUUUCCUCAUCCAAGUUUGUGGACAAGGCUCCCGCGGAUAUUGUACAAGGUGUCAAGGACAAGGCAAACGAAGCAAAUGAGAAGCUGCAGAUAUUAAGAAAACGUCUAACUGUUCUAGAUUCCAUGGCUGUCGGCACCAAAAAUUGAAACAAAUGGGAGGUCAGUAGGGAAUGAUCUGUUUGUAGUAUAAACCAUUCAUUAGGUUUAUUCUAUGGAGGUAACUCAUUUAGUCUGAAAAUGUCACCAGAACGACUGCCACAGUCAAUCCUUUAUAUGUUUACCUUUAAAAAUGGAAUAAAUCUACAUAUUUUUAGAACGGAUGGUUUCCUCACAUAUUUUGGGUACAACGUUGUAACUUCUGGACAUAAUUCUUAUAAUUUCAAUAUACCAAUAUUGACCGU